This is a messenger RNA of Apus apus (common swift), 4970 nucleotides long. It is a transcript of the gene SFT2D2, whose product is annotated as SFT2 domain containing 2. The record is from RefSeq and is a predicted model, not a curated record. Gene Ontology annotation, biological process: vesicle-mediated transport. NCBI's taxonomy places the organism in Eukaryota, Metazoa, Chordata, Aves, Apodiformes, Apodidae. Gene Ontology annotation, cellular component: membrane. The transcript has 8 exons. The coding region runs from base 113 to 595 and encodes 160 amino acids.
CCUACCUGGCGGGCGCAGGUGUCCGCGGCGGCGCCGUGCCUGCCGGAGCUGGUAGUCCCGGGAGCCCAGGGGAUAAGGCAGGGCCGCUCGGGUGCGGGCCAGGGUGGGCGGCAUGGACAAGCUCAAGCGGGUGCUGAGCGGCCGCGACGCGGAGGAGCCCAGCAGCUUGGCCGAGGUUAUUGAUGCCACUUCGCUGGGUUGGGGCACCAGAGUGAAAGGCUUCAUUGCCUGUUUUGCAAUAGGAUGCCUGUGCUCGCUCUUGGGUAGUUGCCUGCUAUGGGUACCAAGGAAAGGGCUGACACUUUUUGCAGUGUUUUAUACGCUGGGGAAUAUUGCAUCUAUUGGGAGCACUCUUUUUCUUAUGGGACCAAUGAAACAACUGAAAAGGAUGUUUGAGCCUACACGUCUGAUUGCUACUAUUGUUAUGCUAUUGUGUCUCAUACUAACACUGUGUUCUGCUUUCUGGUGGCGUAAGGAAGGACUCGCUCUGCUUUUCUGCAUUUUACAGUUUUUUGCCUUGGCAUGGUACAGCAUUUCCUUCAUACCGUUUGCAAGGGAUGCUGUGAAGAAAUGUAUUUCGGUCUGUCUGUCCUAACAGGAAUACUGGAUGCUUCAUGAAGUUCUAGGAAGUGUAGUAGAAAUGUGUUAUGAUCACUGUGUAUAUAUUUUUCUGCAUCUGUCUUAAACACGUGUCUUUCAGCUUGUUCUUAGAAGCUCCUUGUGUUAAAUCCAGUGUAUGCAAUUGCUUGGUUUUGGAAGCAAUUGGUAUCUGUAGGACAAGGUACUCGUGAUGAAAUGAAGUUCAGUCUGGCAGAAGAGCCGGGCAGAGAUCUGAAGUUGGCUAUGAUAAUUCCAACGUAAAAUCAUUUAUUUGUUUUUGCAAAAUUAACAAAGUAAUGUGUGAAGGCUGUAAAAAAUUUGAGAACUUGACCCUGAUGGGACUGUGCCAGUCUAGAGGAUUUGUUUUUUAAGAAAAAGAAAUCAGAUGCCAAAUGAUUUCUUACUGAGAACUUGUUUGUUUGUUUGUUUAUUUUAAAUAGCCUUAGUCUUUUCACUGUUUGCCUUGGGAAAGGGAGUAUUGGUGUUCUUUAUUUUCUUGCCUCUCUUGCAAAAUUUGAGGUUUAUGAGACUUCUACAAGAUUUAAUUCCAAAUGAAAAGACUGUUUUGGACUAAGUAUAAAAUGAGUGCAUCUUUAAUGUUAAUUUUCAGUUUAGAUGGAUGGUGUUGCCUUAAAAUACACAAAAGUGGCAAUUUUAUCUGUAAAAACUUAUUCCCAUAGGAGAAGCACUUGCAAUAUAAGUUAAUAGAAUUUUUCAGCUGCCAGGAGCCUUAGUUCUUUGCCUUCCCUGCAGCUAAUAGCAAUGCAUACAAGGUAGGAAACCAAAAUUUUUUGCAUGAAGCAAGGUGCCUCUUAUCCAGCUGUAGUGUAGGAGUUGAGGGCAUGAUAGGUAAACAAAGAGAAUGUAUUUGUCCUUUGGAAAGGACAAAUAGUUGAUAAGGUGAAAGUGAGUUAUUGUUUAAGCAGUCUGGAGCAGGGAGAAGACUUUUUCUUCUGAAUUUGUAAAUAAGUUAAAUCUAAAAUAUUUUUUUUUUGGAAGUAGGGUCAGUUUUGUUUCACCUAAAGCUCUUGUGUAUGCUAGUGAACUACUUCUUUGAGGAGAAAGUGAUUUUCUAUUGCCUGUCUUAGCAAAGAAAACAUGUAACAAUCUAUCUGCCAGCCAAACAUACUGAACAGUCAGUAUCCAAAUUCCAAGGCCUCUCAACAUGAUCUUCUGAGCUAUGUAUAAUCAUUUACUCCCCAAACCACUGCAGUGGUCAGGUGUUUAAUACUGGAGCACAGAUUCCUGCUGCUGCUGUAUGGGAUACUGUUUAACUGCUUUCACCUUUCUUCUUAGCAAACUGUCUUGCUGGAGUUACUGUCUGUGAAGAUGAUUAUUGAGUGGACUGUAGUAUGAACUGACGCCUCUUUUCCUUGCAUCUGCUGAGAGUUUAGUAAUUUAAAAACAUUAUUAUGGUUGCAUGGCAAGUGUCCAUGACUUGUAACACAAAGAUUUCAAUGUAGGAAAAACCUGCAUCUAUUUAGCAAUAAAGUGUAAACCCACAAUGAAGCCAAAUAAUUCUAUGGAUUCCAAAAAGUUUCUAGUAACUGAGUUUAUUCAAAAUCUUAACCUUAAGCGUCCUUCUGAUACUUUAUAAAGCACAGUACCAUCCUGCUGUCAGGGUCUUCUUAAUAAAUAAAUAAAUAAAAAAAAUUUCCCUGUUAAAGGUGGUAUGAAAGGAAAAUCUUAACAUGCUUUCUGUGGAUUCCAGCCAGCUAGACUUACUGUUUGAAAGACAUUUGAAUGGAAAAUGCCACCUUGAAAACAUAGCAUUGUUGUUGGAAUCAACCAAUGAUACAGUAUGAUAUUCAAGUGCUAUGUCCUGGUGCUUUUUUCCCCUCCUUAGGAUCUGGGAGUUAAGAGUUUAAAUAACUAGGUUGACUUAUUACUUUUAUUGAAAAGAAGAAUUAGUUAAAUGCCCAAGAGAGACUGGGAAUUAAAGAAUACCAAUACUUCUUUUCCCUGACUGAUCCCUAAACUGAUAUGUGUCUUUAUCAGGGAAUAGGUUCAAUAACUAAUUUACCUCUGUCAAAGGACCUGUUUUAGUCCUUUAUUAGGACUUUGGUAAUGUUUACAGAAUUCCUUUGUAUAAGGGUGGUUGAAAUGUAACUCUAAUGCCUUUUACAUUCCAAUAUUUUUUAAGUUUUAACAUCUCUGGGUGUUCCUGAAAAUCACUUCAAUAUUUCUCAUUCUCAUCUCCAGGGAAGUUAUGUUAACUUGUAUCAUCAUUCCAGGUUCAUCUGCAGUCAACAGAGUGGAAUGUGACUUCUGGGGUUCUUUUUUUGAGUACUCCAGAUCAGGAGAGCAAAAGCCUUUUGUUCAUUCUUUGACUAGCUUAUGCAGGAUGGUAUGCCCUGACUCUGUCACUGUUCCUCUUCAAGAACAGCAGAUUUGGGUAUGCUGAAUUUUAGUUUUUCAACUUCCAUGCUAGCUAAUAGGGACCUUUCAGCUGACUGUUGUGAGCACAGCCACUUAGGAGUAUGAAAUGUAGGAAAUCACCAAAAGAUAGCAGGUAAACUUAAAAGUAUUUCUUUUCUUUCACCAUCAUCCCCCAGUCCCUUUAAAAGCUGUAAUUCCAGCUCAACAACUUUAUUCAGUAAGAGAGAAGAACAAUUCUUGAUUUGACUGCAUAUCACACGAGGCUAAGCAACUGUGCCCUUAAAGGAAGGGAACCCAAGGGGAGAUGGCAAAGACAUAAGGAUCACUGGAAUGCCACUAGGGUUUAUGUUGCCCUUUGGUAUUGUAUUAUUUUCUUGUGAAGGUCAGACAGUAGGAGAGACUUACCAUAUUCUUGCCAGUAAGUGAAACAUACUCAGGGUUUGUCACUUCAUCUACAAGCACUUCUGAUUUAAAAUAACACUUCUUUAUCAGAACAAGCCUCUUAAGAUUCUCACUUCAAGUAGUUGUGUUCACACUAUUGCAAAGUUUAGCAGCAAAGUAUUUUUCCACUUUGUUAAAAUUAUUUCUUUUAUAUGAUUUUACAUGAUCAGGGAGCAAACUAGUAUAUGGAUGUUCCCUCUUAACCAGUUUCAAUCUGAAUUUCAUUACACAAUUAUGCCAUUUUCUGGUCAUGAGAACUAUGCUGUGUUAAGUUUUGUUAUCAGUUUUGGUUAUUCACUUGGCAGGAAUUGUGGUCGGUAUUUAUGAAGCCCUCUCUAGCUUUCUAUCUUAAUUUCCUUCAAGGCAGGAAUGUUUGUUGUGUGCACUCUACUGUAAAUAGAGACUUUUGUGUUUUAAUUUGCAAAGCUCCUUCCUUCCCAAAGUCCUUGUGCAGUUGCCUACGACACUUAAGGCAAGACUGACUUUCCUAAAGAAACUUGUAUGGUGUUGGAUGCCCAUCGUGGUAGGACUUUGCAUUCUCCCAGAAAGUGCUUUUGCCCAGCUGCACUGUUGGUCAACUUGCCUAUCUGAUUUUUUAACUCUUUGCAAUACAGGUAACAUAACCUUCACCAAGCAGCCUUAGCAUAUAUUUCUAGCAUGAAAAGUGCAUAUCUGGGUUCAGCUGACUUUCCAGAUAUAAUAGAAAGGGAAGGGAUCUGUUUCCAAAGUAGUAAGAUUGUUCAUGAGGUGUUGCAAAAACCAAGGAAGAAAUUUCUGCACCAAAUUGAAAUUCUUUUAAGAAAUCAUGUGCUAAAAAAGAAAGUAUGUUGGGCUUUGAAUACUUACUAUGCAAGUUUGGUGGAGGGUGGACUCUGCUACAGGAUGGCUUCCAGCUAGAUGCAGGAUAAUGGGCUUCAAUCCAUCAUAUCUUGUGAGUAGAUUGCAGCUGGCAUGCUAUGCAUUUGGAAGCGCAUGGUGCUGUUACUUAUGUGCACUCUGAAACUCGUGGGAAAUGCCUUGUGGAGCAGUACGAACACUUGAAGCUCAUCCCCUUUUGCUGUGCCCAAAGAGACUGCAAAAGCCUCUGCUGAGUUUCUGGGAACAGUUCUUGCUUAGUUUCGGUUCUUGAUCAUGAAAGUUAGGUCACUGUUGCCAUUGUAGACUUUCAAAACUGAGGAGGAGGAUAAUGUUUAAACACACAUUUGUCUUCAAUACUGAUGUUUACAACUGGCAAAUACUGCCUGUGUAGGACAGAAAGCACAGAAAUGGUGUUUCCUUAAAACCACGUGCCUCAAUGUAAUGUGACAACACUAGAUAUUUAUUUUUUUUUUAAAGGCUGUGGAUUAGUUGUGUGAAAUAAAAAAAACUCAGAAAUUAUAUACAGUGUUUUAUACCGCUACCAAUUCUGUUUUGCUUUUUCUGUGUAUUUACACUGCUUGGUUUCUACUUUGAUAAACAUCUUUUUUUCUAACUUGUAACACUGUAAGUGAAAUCUUUACUUAAAUUUGCUGAGGUUUUUCCUUCAAUAAAGUUAUCACUGCAUUAAAUGA